Molecule: messenger RNA, 1174 nt
Organism: Ectocarpus sp. CCAP 1310/34
Lineage: Eukaryota; Phaeophyceae; Ectocarpales; Ectocarpaceae
Source: the annotation of a GenBank genome assembly
AUGGUGGCGGAGGAUGGCGAGAGUGUGGAACAUCCUCAUACAAUCAAGUUCUUGGANUUUAAGGUCUGCUGCGACACUCGCGAGCGACCCACCUUAUAUGGCACUGAUAUAAUCGGAUCAUACAUUUAUUACAAAACGCGUGAUUCCGGAUGGCAGAUUGCUAAGGUAACGAUGGUGGCGGAGGAUGGCGAGAGUGUGGAACAUCCUCAUGCAAUCAAGUUCUUGGAUCUCGCAAGACAAGAAAAUGUUCACCUCAACCUGGAGAAUCCCAAAACAUUCGACGAAGAGCCUGGAACUUGGUGCUGGCACGUACACACGAGGUUACGAGGGAGAGACAGCGUAAAGAGCUUCCGAUACACUAUGGAUUGAAGAUCGUCGGCACGAGGACAAGAAAGAAGAUCAAUUAUUUUUCCUGACUGGACCAGAAGAGCCGAAGCGGAAAAUACAAAGAAUUACUAGUAAACGAGAUGGUCCCUUCUGGCCUAACGGUUACUAUGGUUUGAUAGGGAUGUAAACGCCUCGCCUCGAUGUUUCCAUAAUCAGGUGAUGGCCUUGAUGUCUAAUUGCUUUAUUUUUUUUGUGUGUAUCAUGGAUUGUUGUGUGUUUGAAGUUGUAUGUUGCAAUGUGUUGUUCUGUGGUGUUUGUUUAUUCGUGUGACUUGUGUGUUGUAUGGAACAGUUCGGAGAAUCAGUUGAGUAACGUACUAAAUAAAGACUCGGACAUAUUCCGGGUAGUAUUCUGUCGUCCAAACAUACAGGAUGGGAGCAGCUUUAAAAUGGAAGUAGAUCGAGCAGGUACUGUUAGAUUGACUUAUGAUCAGGGUAGGCUGAUGUGGUGAGAAUGGGUUUCAGUCUAGUUCUCGAGGCGUUAUUUUGGACUCAGAGUAACUGUCUGAUUAUCUUCUGUUCGGGACCGUCGGUGGUGUAGGGUACUGACGACCGUGUACACGACAGGACCGACUGGAUAGGUCAGCAGAUACAAUUACGGGACAGCUGUAGCGUACAGUGACGACCUAGGGUCAGCUCUCAGCAGGAAGUGCUGAGGAUAAUAACAAGUGCCACCAUAGGCCCAAGUUGGACCAAUCAGAGAGACAAGAUGAGAUAUGACAUAGAUGACGUGCGUCGUUGUAUAACGGAUGACCUUUGAGGUAGGACCGUCCGGAAGCUUGGCUCCG